Cylicocyclus nassatus is the source of this 782-nucleotide messenger RNA. The record is from the annotation of a GenBank genome assembly. Lineage: Eukaryota; Metazoa; Nematoda; Chromadorea; Rhabditida; Strongylidae.
GAAGUUUCAGGUACACACAAUGCGAUUCUUCACGUUCGCUUUGAUAUUUGCGUUGUUUGUCUACGUUGCCGUGGCCAAACCAAAGGGUCCUUCAGAAGCGACUCGGGAGGCUCGUCACAGCGACAAAACGCCGCAGAAAACGCGCUCCAGUUACGUUCGAUUCGGGAAGCGUGCAAAUCCGAACGCCGAUCUGCUGUACUUGGACCAGCUGAUACUCUGAAAAUCACCAUUCAAAUCGGAAAAGUGACGUCACCAUCUCAAGUCGAUUUCAAUCGUCAUCGAUUGAUUUGUGCAAAUUUGACUCGGUGGUUCUUCUUCUCGUAUCAUAUCGCACUAAUAUCAAUUUCCAAAUAGUCAGUCAUACCAAUACCGUAUAUCACCUAGCGUAAUCCUAUCGUAUUGUUACCGUAUCCAUAUACACUUGCCACUUCGCUUCGUUCGUAAGCAUUACAAUGUCAUGAUCUCUAAGCGCGUUUCUUUUCAUGUAUACAGUAUUCCAAUGUCGUCAGCAGUGAGAGCAUCAACAGCAGCAGCCGCACAGCAGCUACGGCGGUAGCAUGGUCGUCUAUUAAGCCAUAUAAUUCGUAUUUCAAGCAGGCAAGUCCUGCCAUGUUCCGAUGUUUGUGCUGACGCGUUUGCGCGCGCGUGUGGUCGCAACGCGAAUGCAGCGCGAACGCGUCAUUCAAACAACGCAUACUUAACAUUCUAUAUGUGAACAUGUUUUAUGUCGAACGAUAAUUGAGAAUAUCACAUGAAUUCUCUAACAUAUCCAUAAGCGAGCC